AUGUGGAAGUGUGUAGUUUUAUUAUGUUUCAUUUCGGUGAUUACGGGAGCGCAAGCCCGCGAGGCGAGGCUAGUAAAUAUAGCCCAGGGGCCGGUGCGAGGGUAUAAGGAACAAAAUGAUACUUUGUUUGCCUUUUAUGGCAUACCGUACGCAACUGCACCUACGGGGGAUGACAAAUUUAAGGCACCGCUUCCUCCGCCGCAUUGGACGGAACCAUUCGAGGCCAUCAAUAAAGAUGUAAUUUGUCCACAAUUGGUAUUUAUGUCUUUGGGAUUAGAACUUAAACAACAGGAAGACUGUCUAAUCGCCAAUAUAUAUGUGCCUGAUACGGAUGAAAAGGAUUUACCAGUGGUUAUGCAUGUUCACGGAGGGGCAUAUCAACUGGGAUAUGGCGAAUUAAUGACUGCAAAACAAUUCAUUAAAGAAAAUAAUAUGAUUGUAGUUAACUUUAAUUACCGUCUCGGUGCACAUGGUUUUCUAUGCCUAGGCACAGAAGAUGUACCCGGUAAUGCUGGCAUGAAAGACCAAGUCGCAUUGUUUCGCUGGGUGAAAGAAAAUAUUGCCAGUUUUGGCGGAAAUCCUGAUGAUAUUACAAUUAAUGGAUUUAGUGCAGGUUCAUCUUCGGUUGAUCUUCAUCUUGUUUCGCCGAUGACCAAAGGUCUUUUCAAUAAGGUUAUACCCGAAAGUGGAGCAAGUCUCUCUGUCUUUAGUGUUCAAACGGACCCAGUGGAAAAUGCUUGGAAAUAUGCGAAGAUGCUUAAUUUUACUAAUAAGAACAAAGAUGUGUAUGAUUUAGAAAAUUUUUAUAAAUCAGCUUCAUAUGAUACAUUAAAUUCCAUUGAUCAAAUCUUAAACGAGCCUGAUUCUACGUUUCUCUUUGUACCUUGUGUUGAACGAGAACUUGGCAGGGAAAGGUUUCUCGAUGAUGCUCCAAUUAAUGUUUUGAAAAGUGGCCGCAAUCAUAAAGUUCCAGUGUUAUUUGGAUUUGCUGAAAUGGAAGGACUGUUUAGAAUGCCGCUUUUUGAUACGUGGUAUAGUAAAAUGAAUGAAAAAUUCUCCGAUUUCUUACCUGGUGACCUUAAAUUUUCAAAUUCAGAAGAAAAAGAAGAAGUAGCGAAGAGAGUCAAAGAGUUUUAUUUUGGUAAAAAACCGGUUAGCAAGGAAACUGUAUUUAGAUAUAUCGAUUAUUUUACUGAUGUUAUAUUUGCGUAUGGCACACUAAAGUCUGUUCAGUUGCAAGUGGAAUCCGGAAACAGCGAUAUAUAUUUAUAUGAAUAUUCCUUUGUGGAUGAUAACGUUCCGUUAGUGCCCUACACAAAUGUGCGUGGUGCUAACCACUGUGCUCAAUCAAUGGCUGUGGGAGAUGGACAUUUCCUAAAUACGCAAUUUGAAACAAGAGAUUUUAUAAACAUGAAGCAGUUGAUGAGAAAAUUAUGGUACAACUUUAUUACAACAGGAAAACCGGUUCCAGAGGGUUCAGACAUUCCAUUGUGGCCGCCAACUGACGCAAACGGUGGUCCUCAUAUGUCUCUCGAUAAGACAAUGAAACUGCGCGGACCUCUGAUACAGCAACGCUUUCUUUUUUGGGAUGCUAUUUAUGAGGAAUAUUAUGCAAUGCCAACCGCACCCCCUCCUCCAACACCAAGAAACAAAACUGAACUAUAA
Molecule: messenger RNA, 1665 nt
Organism: Parnassius mnemosyne (clouded apollo)
Lineage: Eukaryota; Metazoa; Arthropoda; Insecta; Lepidoptera; Papilionidae
Source: the annotation of a GenBank genome assembly